Molecule: messenger RNA, 1332 nt
Organism: Cokeromyces recurvatus
Lineage: Eukaryota; Fungi; Mucoromycota; Mucoromycetes; Mucorales; Mucoraceae
Exons: 2
Coding region: 111-1157 (348 amino acids)
Source: RefSeq, a predicted model, not a curated record
AUUCUCUUCCUCAACCUCAGGAAAGUGACAAUGCUAGUUCUUCAAUAUCCACAGUAGAAAGAAUUGAAACAAUUAGUUUUGAGGAUGCCAAAGCAAUCAUAGCUGAAGAUAUGAGAACUGUACACAGCUCAAAUAUGUACUCAAAUUCUUUGUCACGAUUCAAAAGAGACGUAUAUGAAUCAAUGGAGGCUCCACUUACCUAUGAGACACACUUGCAACAUUUACUUGCACUCUCUGAUAUAAUGUACAUUGAGAAAAAAUCAAUUUAUCCUGGAUUGCAAAGUUAUUUCGACGAGCCUAUAGAGACAAUACGCCAAAAUAUUUAUAAUACCUUUGGUUUCAACCAACUGAAUCAAAAAUUUCCAAUCGAUACCAUGAUGACUUUAAUAAAUAUUACCAAUGAUCUGAACCGUGGUACAAUGUCAAGGAUUCAAGUGGAAAGCAAAAUAUUAGCACUGAUUAUCGAUAACACAGAUCAAAUCAUGAUUAGGUUGUUACAAUGUGUCAAAUCGAUGGUUGAGUUGCUUCCCCUCACAAACCAAAAGAAAGAAAGCAAAGAAUUUGAACUUUGCACAAGAUACCUGCAACCCUGUUUUCAAAAAUUGUUCGACUGUGAUCAAGAUCAGCUCAUAUUCAAGUGGUUGAACACGAAUUGCUUUUUGGAUGCAGACGCAGAUCCAAACAAAAACCGUCCGGAUGGAGUCGUUGAGAAUGAUCUGAUGGCGAUUGGAUAUUUCGAAGUAAAGCCGAUCAAGCAUACCAAAAACCAUAGAAAAAUAAAUAUGGAUCUUCACAGAUUAUGCACAUUUUCAAAGGCUGGCACCAUUAAGUUCAACAGAAAACAUAUGUUUCAAAUUAUGGCCGUUGGUACAAACAUUCAAUUCAACAUCAGCGAGGCUAUGGAAGAUAUUUUAAUGGUUGCAGAAUUAGAUUGCAUUCGUUUUCCCCUUUCCUUGGAUGAAUUACCUCAACUUGUACCCUAUCUUGAUAGAUUGUACCAUGUUGUAGACGUCAUCCAUAAAUUAUGUUAUACUAGCAAUGCAUUCCGUGUCGAAGAAUCAUUUAAACCCGCCUUAGAUGCUAAGGUAAUCAAGGCAAUUAUGGAGAAAUCAGUAGACAGGAACCGCAAAAAUCUAUUUUACCGUCCUCGCCAUUAAAGGUUUACCUUCCAUCAGCUAAAAGCAAUAGUUUGCCAUACGUAAAAGCAGGAUCCUCAUCAAUGUCCAUUUCUUCAACAAUCUCUUCGACUCGGUUGUCACUCAUUACAAUUCCAUUUGCUAUUCUACAAUGUUCGUUCAUAUUAUAAUCUAAAAAAAAAAAAAAAAAAAAAAA